AAAGAAUCUCCUACCAUAUCACAAGGCAUAUUGUUGUGCAUCUCUGUAGAUAUGACAACAGUAUUGAUUUUCAGUCUGACAAACUAAGUAAGCUAUAGCCAUCUCGUUUAGCUAAUAUCCGAAAUGUGGCAGGACAAUGAAGUCAGAUUUGAUAUUUCUCACUUUAAUAUGCAGCUGCGAUCUGGUGAACUGACUGUUGACAAACUUGACAUGAUAGAAGAUACAAAAGGCAAUGCUGGAGAUUUAGGAAAAUUGAUCGUCACAAACUUGAGAAUCUUAUGGCAUUCUUUAUCUUUUCCACGAAUCAAUUUAAGUAUAGGCUACAAUACAUUUGUCACAGUAAACACGAAAAUUCUUCAUACGAUUCAUGGUGGAUAUAUGCAAGCUCUUCAUAUAUUAACUUCAUUCCGAAACUGUCGAUAUGAAUUUAUAUUUACGAAUCAUGAUAUCAAAAGUACUAGACAUUACACUUCGGUCAUAGGCGUUUACAGAGCUUACGUAUCGUCGAAAGUUUACAGAGAAAUUAAAUUAAGAAGCGGUAUUAUACGUGAAAAUCGGCUGGUUUUGUUACCUCAAGAAAAAGUACAUUUUUCCAUGCAAGAUGUUUGGAACUUGUCCAUUGAACAGGGAAAUAUCGGAACUUUUAUUAUAACAAAUAUACGUUUGGUAUGGUAUGCAGAUGUAAAUCAUCAGUUUAAUGUAUCGAUACCUUAUCUUAUAAUUGAAAAUAUUACCAUUAGAACAUCGAAAUUUGGACCGACUUUAGUAAUUUUAAGUACAGAAGCCAGUGGAGGAUAUGUUUUAGGUUUUCGUAUUAAUCCUUUGCAACAGCUUCACAUUAUUCACAAAGAAAUAUCAAUACUUCUUUCAGAAUUCAGAAAGUUUCCUAUUUUUGGUGUGGAAUACACAUUUGAACAUCAGGCACCUUCACAAGAGGAGAUCAAUGUGGAACAUUUCACUGAAAUACAAGAUAAUCAAUCUGAAAUAUCAAAUGUGUUUGGUUAUUAUUUUUCCGAAGGAAAUACAGGCCAAAGAAAACCUAAUUUUUCGAUUUAUUUAGGACUCGCGGCAGAAGAGCCAAGAGAAAGCAGUACAUUGCAGAAUUUAUGGGAACUUAUACCAUCGUCUGUUAAUUAAGUUUUUAACUUAAUCGUUUUUAAAGUUUUAAAUUUUAUUUAUCUAUAUUAAAAUGCCACAAACUCAUGUCGAAUUAUAUGAUAGUUCUUUUCAUUAUAGAAAACAAUAUGCUCACAAGAGGAUAAAAGCAAACUCAUUUUGUACAAGAAUACACACACACACGCACGCACGCACGCAUAUACACAAUAUAUAACAUAUUAAUCAAUUACAUGUUCUAUUAGAUUCGAAAUAUAUAACUCUUACUCAAUUUUGUUUUAUAUUUCUUAAAACAUUCAUAAUAUCAUAACAAAUAAAGCCCUAUCUUGUGUGUAUUUGAUCUUACAAAAAUGCUUUUAUUAUUACAUAAUAAAAAUAAUUCAAAGUGUAUUGGUGAAAAAAUAAAUAAUUAGAAUUAAAAUAGCGUGAAAGAUCAUAAUAUGCAUAUUAAUAUAGAU
Molecule: messenger RNA, 1571 nt
Organism: Formica exsecta
Lineage: Eukaryota; Metazoa; Arthropoda; Insecta; Hymenoptera; Formicidae
Gene: BBS5
Product: Bardet-Biedl syndrome 5 protein homolog
Exons: 8
Coding region: 124-1137 (337 amino acids)
Biological process (GO): intracellular transport; cilium assembly
Cellular component (GO): BBSome; ciliary basal body
Molecular function (GO): phosphatidylinositol-3-phosphate binding
Source: RefSeq, a predicted model, not a curated record